AUGGAUAAUCAUCCUCAAGAUUUUCGUAGAAUUUACCGUAUGUACCCAGAUUGCUUCAUGAAGUUAUGCAAUAUCUUGAGAGAGCGGGGCCAUAUACAAGACACAUACCACAUUAGUGUUGAGGAGAUGAUUGUUAUUUUUCUUCUCACGGUUAGUCAAAAUCAACGGUACUCUGUUGCAACUGAUCGAUUUGGUCGUUCAAAAUGGACCAUUAGUGUAUGUUUCAAUAAAGCAUUACAUGCAUUGGUAUCUUUAGCAUCAUGCUUGAUGGCAUCACCCCCUACUGAUCCACCUGAUAAGGUUAAAUCAGAAUCUCGCUUUUGGCCUUAUUUCAAGGACUGUAUCGGUGCAAUAGAUGGGACUCAUAUACCGUGCAUGGUGUAUAACAUAGAUCAGACGCCCUAUCGAAAUAGACAUGGUUUUCUCUCUCAGAACGUCUUGGCAGCUUGCACAUUUGAUCUCAAAUUCAUUUAUGUCUUAGCUGGGUGGGAGGGUUCUGCUAAUGAUGCAAGAGUCUUGAAGGAUGCAAUGAGUAGACCUUAUGGACUUCCACUUCCACAGAAUAAAUUUUAUCUAGUUGACUGCGGCUAUCCAAAUAGGCUACAAUUUCUUGCUCCAUACCGAGGUCAAAGGUACCAUCUUUCAGAGUUCGGCCCAGCUAAUAAUCGACAACGACCACGAAAUUCAAAAGAAGUUUUCAAUCAUCGAUAA
Asparagus officinalis (garden asparagus) is the source of this 711-nucleotide messenger RNA. RefSeq lists its product as uncharacterized. The record is from RefSeq and is a predicted model, not a curated record. Lineage: Eukaryota; Viridiplantae; Streptophyta; Magnoliopsida; Asparagales; Asparagaceae. The transcript is spliced from 4 exons. Bases 1 to 711 code for a protein of 236 amino acids.